Molecule: messenger RNA, 1488 nt
Organism: Vanderwaltozyma polyspora DSM 70294
Lineage: Eukaryota; Fungi; Ascomycota; Saccharomycetes; Saccharomycetales; Saccharomycetaceae
Gene: URK1
Product: uridine kinase URK1
Exons: 1
Coding region: 1-1488 (495 amino acids)
Cellular component (GO): cytoplasm
Molecular function (GO): kinase activity; ATP binding
Source: RefSeq, a predicted model, not a curated record
AUGUCUAACGUCGUUGAUGAAUCGAACUUUUUAUCACCGAUGAUGGAUGGUGGUUCUGGUUCAAUGAUUACCAAAGAAAGAAGAAGAAGUUCAGUAAUCUCAAUGGAGUCUGGGAAGACUAAAUAUAUGCCUCCUUGGACCACUCCUUAUAUUAUUGGUAUUGGUGGUACUUCUGGUUCAGGUAAGACUAGUGUUGCUGCCAAGAUUGUUUCAUCUAUCGAUGUUCCAUGGACAGUUUUGAUAUCGAUGGAUAAUUUUUACAAGCCUCUUAAUCAAGAAGAUCGUAAGAGGGCUUUUGCUAAUGAGUAUGAUUUUGAUGAACCCGCUGCCAUCGAUACCGAUUUAGCUUAUGAGUGUAUCUUAUCUUUAAAGGAAGGUAAAAAGACUACUAUUCCAGUUUAUAGUUUUAUUAAUCAUAAUAGGGAUCCUGAUAAAAGCAUAAAUAUUUAUGGUGCUAGUGUUAUCAUCAUUGAAGGUCUAUAUGCAUUAUACGAUAAAAGAUUAAUGGAUUUAAUGGAUCUAAAAAUAUUUGUUGAUGCAGACUUAGACGUUUGUUUAGCAAGAAGAUUAUCCAGAGAUAUCGUCUCUAGAGGAAGAGACCUUGCCGGUUGUAUUCAACAGUGGGAAAGAUUUGUUAAACCUGAUGCAGUCAAGUAUAUCAGACCUACAAUGGGGAAUGCAGACGCAAUUGUUCCAUCUUUGGCUGACAAUAGCGUUGCUGUACAACUUUUAAUUAGUCAUAUCAGAAUAAAACUACGGUUAAAAUCACAAGAACAUUUAUCCGAACUAAUCAAGUUGGGUAAUUCAGAUUUGAGAGACAUAUCUACACUCAAUACAGUCCAUGUCCUGGAACAAACUAACCAAGUCAGAUCCAUCAUGACUAUGCUAUUAGACAAAAACUUAAAAAGAGAUGAUUUUGUUUUCUAUUUUGAUCGUAUUAGUUCUAUAUUAGUUUCAAAUGCAUUAAAUGAUAUCCCAAUCAAAGAAUUGGUUACCAUUGAAACCCCAGAAGGUAAUACAAUAAACGAUGCAAUCAAAUGUGACUUUAAUUCAGUCAUGGCUGUAAACAUCAUUCGUUCAGGUGAUUGCUUCAUGAGAUCACUCAAAAAUACUAUCCCAAGUAUUGUCAUCGGUAAAUUAUUAAUUCAAUCAGAUUCUCAAACUGGAGAACCCCAAUUACAUUGCGAGUUUUUACCUCCUGAAAUUAAAGAAUAUAAAACCGUUUUCCUAAUGGAGGCUCAUAUCAUCACUGGUGCUGCAUCAAUCAUGGCAAUUCAAGUUUUACUUGACCACGAUAUCCCAUUAGAAAAUAUCAAAUUAGUAGUAUUCAUAGCUACUGAACUAGGUAUUAAACGUAUCUUAAAUGCAUUCAAUGACAAGAUUAACAUCUUCGCAGGUAAAAUUGUAACUACAAAAGAAAUUCAAAAUGAAGGUUGCGAAUGGUCUAUUACUAAAUUCAUCGAUACCAGAUAUUUUGGAUGUAAUUAG